Messenger RNA from Haliotis rufescens (red abalone), 4135 nucleotides. RefSeq names its product zinc finger CCCH domain-containing protein 10-like. Lineage: Eukaryota; Metazoa; Mollusca; Gastropoda; Lepetellida; Haliotidae. Gene Ontology annotation, molecular function: metal ion binding. Bases 1782 to 3026 code for a protein of 414 amino acids. The transcript is spliced from 5 exons. The record is from RefSeq and is a predicted model, not a curated record.
UGUGAGAGAAAAAAUAGUCCGUAUUUCAACUCUUAGUUACAAUGUUUGAAAUGCACCUUUAUUGGGAAAUGUAACUAUCAUUGUCUCAUUUCUCAUACAAUUUUCGAUUCUUGCUUGACACACAAUGGUUGUGGAGUAAUAUGGGUCAGCUAGUCAGUUUGGAAACAUGAUACUGAAAUUAUCUUGACUGUAAUACUGGUCCUGACACAUCCCAGGGUGGUGCCAUUAUGAGAUAAAUUCUAAUAGUGCUUCAAUACAGAUUACAGCUAUUUUUGUCUGACUUAUUAAAGAAAAACAUGGUGCCAAGAUUAUCACAAGCAAUGGUGGCCAGUGUACCUUUAAGUAUUUUGAUGGAAGAUGAUAGAAAUAGCUUAACAAGGUCUGCAUUUGGUAACUUUAUGACUAAUUUCUUGUCAAUCAUCAUAGGAAACAAACCUGCCCCAGGUGAGACAUGCCUUGUGACGCCCUCACUUUAACACACAUUGUUUUGUAAAUAUUUUCAUGAAUUCAAAUUUUGGUAAACUAUUUUGCUCUGUCUUACUAUUGUGUCAGCCUGAAAAAUGUAUUUAGCAAAGUAGUACUACAGUUUUUAUAACCGUUUAUAUUUUGUGUUAUAUCGAGGGAAAAGAUUUCAUAGCCUCCUGCCUAAGCUGGGGUUGCCAUCUUCUGUCACCCCCUUUUGUCAGUGGACUGGUCCAGUUUGAGAGAGGUGUUCCAUUCACCACCUAAUCUUGCUCAUUUACACUUGGAGGGGACAGGGGGUCAGUUAUUACCAGUGUUGUAAUUCUGCACACAGUGUUGUGGGUCAGAGGUCACGGACCAUGUGCUGUGAGUAAUGAUGUGAACGCUGGAUGUUAUGCUGCAGUGUUCGUUAAUUUCUACUGUCUGCCAAGGAGAAUUGCUCCAUAACUUGUGAUCUUUUCAGGAGAAGACAUCUGGAUAAUGUAGCAUCAAGAAAAACACUGCCACAGAUUUCCAUAGAGAUCAUCCGCCUGUGUUGUCGGGCAGACAGACUCAACUCGAGCAGACGGACUCCGGAAGGUGACUUGACUUCCUUCUCCGACCAGGGAUUGUAGGAUUGUGGUCUGUUGUCGGAAAUUGUCGGACUAAGUCAGUGAAUGUGUUAGUGUGGCCAGAGCUCGGACUGCAAAGUGGACAACUGUCAGUUGCUGAUGUGUCUCCCGGGUCUCAGGAAGUAGAUCCUAACACUAUUGGACUAUUCUGUUUUACUUCAACAGAAGGACCUGGAAAGGCUUGCUUCACACUGGCACUGGUGUGAUAUUUUCUGUGGGAAAUAUAACCAGACACUUGAGGGGAUUUCCUUAACCUAGGAUCAUCAGAGGUCUUGCUCCAGAUUGUGAUGGUCUGAAGUAAACAGGAGCGACCUGUAGUUGCGAUCUUCGUUAUCAUCGUUAGCCUGACCUGUUGGUGUCGCAAGCCGCUGCUUGAUUGGUCGCCCGGCUGCCCCGCUGCUAGCUCUUGAAUGUACUACUAACACAGAGGCUUAGGGAAUAACCUAAGAGACAUAGCCCAGUUGCAGCAGCAGCAGCAGCAGCAGCGUGAAUAUUGUGUGUGAAACUGUGGUACAUUGUUGUUGAUCAUCAAGUUGAUUGUCAUUGCUUCAUAUCUGGUGACAGUGAGACGUUUGGAGCCCAGUUUAUGCAUAGAGAUGACUGUUUGUUUUCAGUGGAAAAAAUAUGCUUGAGAUUCCAGAAGGUGAAAAGUAAAUCACACUAAGAGCUUGCAGAGAUACUGUAUGGGUUUGUCUGUUGCCAAGACCGAUGAAUGAUUUCAUUGUCAGUCGUAACAUAUCUCAAUUGACCAAGUUUGAAUUUGUGUGCAACCAAACCGGCAAUAUGGCAUUCAUGUCGGACAACAGUGAUAGUGGGAGCGAGGACAUGAGAUAUAAUGGUACCUCGAAACACAUGAACGGCAAGGAGGAAAACAGUAUAUGUAGAGACUUUCUACGGAAUGUGUGCAAAAGAGGCAAGCGGUGUCGUUAUCGUCAUCCGACAAUCAAUGAAGCAAAAGAUCUCGGCAAGAAACAGGAGUUCACAUUUUGCCAUGAUUUCCAGAACACAGGUUGCCGUAGGGCAUCAUGUAAGUUCUUGCAUUGUACAAGGGAAGAAGAGGAGUAUUACCUACAAACAGCACAACUACCUGUUCGUCUCCAGCAGCAGGCAGCAUUAGGGGUGGGAUCAGUUGCACAUUCCCUUCCCAUUCUCAAAGGAGAGGUGCCCAUUUGUAAGGAUUACUUAAAACGUGAAUGUAAACGUGGAGCAAAGUGUAAAUAUCGCCAUCUUUCCGGUCAGGAAUAUGACUUUGAAAUGCGCAAAACGGACAUUAGGACUCCCCGAGUUCUGCCUUUUAAUAACUAUGAAAAUGAUAGUUAUGACAGGUUUGAGUAUGGACAUGGCCCACUGAAAAGAAGACGGCUUGAUUCUGAAGGAUAUGGUAACUAUAUCGAUGGACGCUACCCUCCACCCAUGCGCUCAUUAAGCGUCCAAAUGCUUGAAGACGAAAAUAACAUGUUGCGGCGCAAAGUUGAAGAACUUAAGAAACAAGUCGCUGAUUUGACUGCAACAAAUGAGGUCCUUCUCGAGCAAAAUGCGCGCUACCGCGUCAGCAAAUCCACAGCGAUAAUGACACCGGCAGUGACUGUUGCUGGCACAGGGGCUACGUUGAACCACCUGAGCACAAGCUUGUCCCAACAGAUAGCGCUUAACAGUGAAAUGGCCACCCAGCACGCGUUGCAAACAGCUCAGCGAUUUGCGCGGGAGAUGGUGCACGCUCCAAACCAAUCGGCGCUCGCAGCCCAAUCCAUAAACCCAUCAGUGACACUGAACCCAUCCACCAUGGUGUCGCUAACACCAGCGUCACUGCAGCAAAACCCUCUACAAGGUGCUGGUACCAUUACACAGAGUAUUCCACAAAACUUGGCUGGUCAGAGUGCUUCUCUAGUGUCCUACCCCAUCGUGUCGCAGAGCAUUAGGGUGGCGGGGGUGCCCAGCAGCAUGGCGCAUUGAAACUGUGUGUGUACAUAUGCGUUAGUGAGUUACGACAGUGUGCAAGCAUCGUCACACUUAUGGUGAUUUGACCACAUUCACAGGACGAAGAGGGACCUAAACACCCGACGUCAAUUAAAGCAUCUGGAAACGGGCGUUUGCGUUUCCUGAAACAUCAGACACAACCCGGUAUUGAAGAAGAAGACCCACAUCAUGCAUAAGCUUCCAGCAGAGGUUGAAACAAAGGUCAGCUCAUUUCACCAGUUUGUGCUGCCUGAAUGAAAGAAGCAAGACUGGGAACAUGAAACCCUCUCAACUUUUCACAUACCAGGGACUAGGACAGUCGACACCAAGGGGACUUCCACAACGUGGGUUGGCACAUGUGGAGUGGAGAAACGACAUUUCACUGUAGUGCUGACAUGUAUGGCAGAUGGAACUAGCCGGACACCUAUAUAAUUAUCUUCAAAUGGAAGACCAUGUGACAGGAGACGUUCGUCAGUGAAGUAAAGAAAGAAUGGAUGGAUGAGUCACUUGUGCACAAGUGGAUUGCCAUGUGAUGGAUGAAGAGACCUGGAGGUGCAAGAGGUUGUAGGUCCAUGCUAGAGUUUGACAUGUUACAGGCACAUUUGUGCGAAGCUGUAAAGAAGUUGGCAGACAGCAAAAUACAGCAGGCAGUGAUCCUGGUGGCUGCACAUCCCUGCUGCAGCCAUUAGACGUCUGUCUAAAAGAACCGUUCAAGGCCACCGGAGUGAAUGGAACAAUACACAAAAGACAAAAACCAAAGAAAGUCUCCCUACCGUAUGUUGCCAGAUGGGUGAAGGCAGCAUGGGAAGGCAUGCUAGAGGACGUGGUGCAGCGUAGCUGGAAGUGCGGCAUUGCAUCUCAAGGUGAAGGUUCCGAGGAUGCAUGUGCUGUCGCUGACAUUCCAGAUGCUACGAAGAUGAACUCAACAUCUAUGUUGAUGACAGCACGGAUUAGGCAGCAUGGGGAAUUCUGUUUGCCAAAGUUGGUGAGUGAGUGAGUUGGAUUUAACGCCGCUUUUAACAUUAUUCCAGUUAUGUCACGGCGGAAAGCCCCAAGUGACGCAGGUCUCAGACGUUUACCACUUCGGUGAAACCCACGAGCACGGG